Messenger RNA from Cornus florida, 924 nucleotides. RefSeq lists its product as uncharacterized. Bases 38 to 682 code for a protein of 214 amino acids. NCBI's taxonomy places the organism in Eukaryota, Viridiplantae, Streptophyta, Magnoliopsida, Cornales, Cornaceae. The transcript has a single exon. The record is from RefSeq and is a predicted model, not a curated record.
UGUUUCAUAUUCUCAUUUUUAUUUUACCAACCAAAAUAUGGAUUUAGAAUCUUCUCCUUUGAAGGUGAAUGAAAAAUCUGUUGAUGGGCCUUGUUCAUCUCCCAAACGCAUGAGCAGAAGAAGAAAGAUAUGUUUGUUGGUGACUUUUGGCGUUAUAUUGGCGGUGGUUCUUCUGAUUGUCAUUUUAGCACUCACCGUCUUCAAGCCCAAAGAUCCCGUCAUCACCGUCAACCCCGUCUCUCUCGAGAAUCUGGACUUCUCUCUCGACGCGUUGAACGGCCGCAGAGUAUACCUGAACGUCACCGUCGAUGUCAGUCUCUCCGUUAAAAACCCUAACAAAGUCGGGUUCAAUUAUAGGAACAGCUCUGCUUCCUUGAAAUACAUGGGCGAACUCGUCGGAGAAGUGCCGAUUCCGGCCGGGAAGAUAUCCGCCGACAAAACCAAACCUAUGAAUGUCAGCGUCACCGUAUUGGCGGAUCGAUUGCUCACCAAUUCCAAUGCCUACUCGGACGUCCUCUCUGGUACGUUGCCUCUCUCUGCCUCCACUAGAAUUUCCGGCAAGGUUCGUAUCUUGAAUUUCAUCAAAAUUGGUGUUGUUGCAUAUGCAACCUGCGAUUUCACCAUUAAUGUUAUGACUAUAACUGUUGCUGAUCAAACUUGUGACUAUAAAACCAAAUUAUAAAUGAGAGACAAUUUGACUUGGAGAUAGAUCAAAUAAAUAAAUAAAUAAAUAAAAUUUAUAAAUUUUGAAAGACUUCAAUUUGUUUGUAGAGUUGGAGUCGUUGCCGAAUCGAUCGGAUGCGGACCUAAGUGCUUAUUUAAGAUUGUCUUUUUUUUUUUUUUUUUUCCUCAGUGGUCUGUACGGUUCUUUAUUUCAUACUACGUGGCAAUAAAAAGAUCGCGUUUUGUAUAUACAAUUUUCUG